This is a messenger RNA of Ictalurus punctatus (channel catfish), 7151 nucleotides long. It is a transcript of the gene nyap2b, whose product is annotated as neuronal tyrosine-phosphorylated phosphoinositide-3-kinase adaptor 2b. The record is from RefSeq and is a predicted model, not a curated record. Lineage: Eukaryota; Metazoa; Chordata; Actinopteri; Siluriformes; Ictaluridae. Gene Ontology annotation, biological process: neuron projection morphogenesis; phosphatidylinositol 3-kinase/protein kinase B signal transduction. The transcript is spliced from 7 exons. The coding region runs from base 725 to 3529 and encodes 934 amino acids.
AGAGAGGGAGAGAGAGAGAGAGAGAAAGAGAGAGGAGGAGGGAUGAGGAGGCGUGUUUUUUUGUGUUUUGGUGCCUGAGUUAAUCUGCCGUGGCAUCCGCUCUCACUCACACACUCACACACUCUCUUACACACACACACACACACACACACACACACACACACACUCUCUCUCUCUCUCACUCACACACACACACACACACACACACACACACACACACUCUCUCUCUCUCAGACACACACACACACACACACACACACACACACACUGGAGCAGAGCAGUGCUGGGGUGAGACGAUGCCCGUGUGAUGCCCGCGUGAGGAUAUGAUCUGGAGGUCCACAGUCUCGGAUAAAUCUUUUUCGACUUUUGCUUUUUGAGCCUUGCCUCACGAUGAAGACGCUGGAAGACACCAUCAAUUCGUCACCAUGACGAUUUCCCGCUCAGCCUGCUCUACCGACCAUCUCUUGGACUUGGAUUAAGUGUUUUGCAGCUUUAAGGAGUUUUGGAGAACCUCCGCCUCAAACCGCUCCUGUUCCUGCACCGUGAAGUUCUCCAGCAGUCCUCCGCGACGUGUACGAUGGCCGGCGUGCUCCGCUCGGGACUGCAGGCGGAUUCUCAGGAUUUUAGCAAAGCUUCGUCCCAGUUCGCCCGGCUGCGCAGGAUUCACCUGGACAGGUGUGGAGCCCGGCCUGCGGGGACUCGGCUGCUCUGAAGUGCAGUUGGCAUGCCCCUGACCAUGAUGAGCUCCAGAGAGGAAGAAGCAUUGCGGUUUUUCCAGUACGUCGAGGACAGCGGCCUGAGGGCGUACAGCGGCGUAGUGACCCGUGACCUGGUGUGGAAUGAGAAAACCCGGAGCGUUCCGGAGAAGAACGACAAGAAGAGAAAGCAGGAGGAGGUUGUUAAAAGGACGAGUGAAGAGGUGGCCGUGGAGGGGAAACACUUGCGUAUGGGAUCUGCGAACAUGUCGGAGCAGCAGCAGUUUUCCGUUCGCUCUCAGUCCCUUAACUCUGUAGGAGGAGUAGAGGAGGAAGAGGGCAGCCCGAACUCCCGCAAACAGCCUCCGCCCAAACCGCGCCGUGACCCCAACACCAAACUCAGCGCCUCCUCGGAGGCCGUGGACCACAGCGCCACCACCUGCAAGGGAGGACACUCCCACAAGUGGGAUGCGACUCAGGGCUGCAGCGAGGACUGUAGACGAGUCCCACCUCCGAAGCCCAAGAGGAAUCCCAACACACAACUGAGCACUUCCUUUGAUGACUCCUACAUUCUGAACUCAAAAGACUCCCCAAUGGCUCUUUCUCCUAUUUCUCCUGUUUCUCCUCCACAACCUCAGAGCCCACAGCAGGACUCAGAGUCAGAGGAACCUGUUUAUAUUGAAAUGUCAGGGAAUGCAGUGCGAGAUCCGCCCUCUCGUUCCGAGCCUGACGAGCCAGGCGAGGCUGUCUACGAGGAGAUGAAGUACCCCGCUUUUGAUGACUUUGAUUCACGCUGGGAUUUUUUGGGGUACCGUGCUCAGUGCAUCACACCAUGUCCAUCUGAUAUGGACAUCCAUGCUGCCGUGAACUACACCUCCACCCCUCGGAGCGCAUCCCAUUGCGACAUCCCUGCCCCGUUCCCCAACCUUCUAACCCACCGUCCACCUUUGCUGGUCUUCCCACCGGUGCCUGCACAGUGUUCGCCCAAUUCUGACGAAUCCCCACUCACGCCGGUGGACGUGACCAAGCUGGCCAUGUUAGAGAAUGCCGCCCACUCAAAGUCUCCGUCGUCCUCCUCCUCCUCAAUGGAGCCCCUUAGUUCUGCCUCAUCCUCUCACCUCAGACGGGCCGAGAGGGAACUUACGGCGACGCCCACUAUCACAGUCUCAGGUCGCUCUUCGGCGCCACCGUUGCCAUGCGCUCUCUACAGGGGCUCCACAAGCUCUGCAGGGGCUCAACGGAGCCACUCGGCAUGUCCGUCUCCCGUCAGCAUGGGCCGCUGCCUCACGCCACUCAGCCUCAUGAGGGCACCACCAUUCGAAGGGAGCUCCUUCAGUGGAGCUGCCCUGCCACCACGACACCACAGCUCGGCGCAGAACGUUGCAGCAGGACGCUCACGGACGCCCACCAGCCCUCUGGAUGAGCUCACCAACUUGUUCACCAGUGGCAGGAACAUGCUGAAGAAGAACUCCAGCGGACGGAAGAGCAAAGAGCCCAGUGAGAGUGAAGCCAAAGGGAAGGGCCAUGGUUCUGAAUCCAAACGGGAGCACAAGGAGCGAAGCCAUCAUAACAAGGAGUCAAAAAGGGACAAGGAGCGCAGCGGGAAAUCCUCGCAUCGACGUGAGGGCAAAGAUCGAGAGCCUAGCGGCAUAGAGGCCUUACAGAGACGUGACAGUAAAGACAGAACCGGCAGCAAUGCAGAGCCAAUAGUGAGACGUGAUAGCAAGGACAGGGGCACCAAUGUGGAGCCAGUACCGAGGCGUAACAGCAAGGACAGGGGCACCAAUGUUGAGCCGGUAUCAAGGCGCAACAGCAAGGAAAAGGGCAGCAAUGUUGAGCCGGUAUCAAGGCGCAACAGCAAGGACAAGGGCACCAAUGUCGAGCCAGUAGCGAGGCGAAACAGCAAGGACAAGGGCUGUAGUGGUCCAGAGCUACUUCCCAAACAGGGCAGCAAAGACCGAGGGUGCAGCACCAGUGAGCCCAUAGUGAGGCAUGACAGCAAAGACUGGAUCAGUAACAAUAUCGAACCUUUACCUAGACGCGACAGCAGGGACAGGAUCUGCAACGGCUCAGAGCUCAUGCUCCGACAAGACAGCAGAGACUUCAUGAGGAAUGGUCUGGAACGACAUGAUAGCAGAGACCGAAGUGGUUAUGGGCCAGACUUGUUAACCAGGCACAGUGGUAAGGAUCAGGGAAGAUCUGGUCUGGAGGGUCGGCACAACAGCAAAGAAGGAAGAAAUAACAGUUUGGAUUUUCUUCAGGGUAACAGCAACAUGGCAGACUCUGGAUGGGACUGUAAGGAACGGGUGAGUAAUGGGACAGAUGUUGUAAAUAGGAGAGACUACAAAGAUAAAGGAAUUCACUUGACAGAGCCCCAUCACAAGAGUAAGGACAAAAGCAGCUACAGUACGGAGUCCCCCAAAGCACAUGACUGGGAUACAAGGUCCGGACCGCAAUCCAGUAUGUCCAGCCGGAGUAGACGAUCACCUGUUAGUCCUACCACAAUGAUGGGAAAUUCUGAAUUAAAGAUGGUCCCAAAGGUAGCCCAGUUCCUAUCCACAUCACUCGCACCGUCUCCAUUGGGCACACCUCAGAGACGACCUUCAGAAGCCCAAGAGAUGCCACCUUUCCCCUGGGUAUGUGGCGACAGUACCAUGAUGGAGACAAUUGAGAGGAAACAGCGAUUGUGCCGUGAGAUCCGGGCCCGUCAGCGACCCCCUGAAUGGAGCCAGACGGAAAGCAUGCCUAGCUGCAAGAAAGCCAACGGGCAAAAGAAAUAUAGCCCACCCCCAUAUCCCUCUCAGACUACAGUCUUUUGGGACACCGCAAUCUGAUUGGUCGCUUAGCACUUCAGGAUUUAGCUUUGCUCCUCCCACUGGCACCAAGAUGAGGGGAGCACCCAAUCAUCCCCAGCACUGUUUCUGCUUAAAGACAGGCAGUGGGAUUAACCUAGCAAUAUUUCUGAGCGUGCCGAUCAUCAGGUUUUUGUAUUAACCUUUAUCUAAUAUUUUUGUAUUGUGAUUCCUUGUAAAUGGAACCUAGCAUUAACAGAUAUUUUCUAAACAAAAUGAAUAUCUUUGCAAAGAAUAUGUAGAGUUAGCACAAUGCAGGUUGUUCUUUUGUACUUUUUUCGCUUUUUUUUCUUUCUUUUUUUUUUUUUACACUGCAAUGCAAAAUACGAAAUGGAACCAUUAACUUUCACAGGCCUUUAUCUUUCAGACCUCUAAAAAUUUCUGUGGUAUAUUGCCAUAUUUAAAAAUGAAGUGUAUUUUCACAUUGGAUGUGAAAUUGGACUAGGGCUAGCUUUCAUUUUCGCUGCCUUGCCACACUAUGGAUUUGAUAGGAAUGUGCAAUUAGAUUUGAUCAGAUUUGUUUUUAUUAUUUAUGUUUUUAUGUAAGCUUUGGCAUUAGUAUGCAAGGCAAAAUCGAAGGUUUUGUAUGGUAUGUAAGCAUGAAUGAAUUCAAUGUACAAACAUGGCACAGCAUAAGGGUAAUCAGUACAUGUUUAUUUAAGGGCAAUUGAAGAUAAAGACUAGGAUGUAGACUAGGAUCCCUUUUAUCCUAUGGAACCUAAUCUUAUUGGGUGAUUUUUCUGUUUGUAAAUGGCAGAAGAUGUUGUGGUCGUUCCUUUGGGCCUGUGUUUGCCCUGGGAUUAAUGACAAUCUGUAACCUUGAAGUAUUCUUUAAAUCUUUAAACACUAUUUAAAAUGUUUCGUGCUUGUUUCAGAAGGUUUUUAGAAGGAGGUAAUUUAUUGGCUUGGUCACGCUUACUGUAUUAAUAAGUGUGAUUGGAUGGAUUUGUGAUGGACACAAUCAGCCCUAUUUGGGCAUUUGAAACCAAUGACCAAUGGCUCUCAGCUGGAGCCUUAAAGGACGUAGCAACUGUAGCUACUUCACUCAGUAAUUGGGAAUAAUGGAGGGAAAAAAAUGCACUUCCGUGAUCAUCUGCAUCAGUUGGUUGGAUACUUGUCACCCUCCCUCUACCUCAACCAUUCAGAUUAGUUCAAGUGGUUAUUCAUCUCUAAAGUAUUUUUGGAUCUGGGAGUAUGGAGUCAGGGGUGGACAAAUGAUAAGCACAUUAGUUAGCCCACUGGCAAUGCGAAAGCUCCAAUGUGCUACCCAGUCCAGUGUUUUGGUUGCGUGGAAACCUAAUUGACAAGGCUAAAAAGUGACAGCUAACAUAAGGUAAUGUAUGGUGAGCUAGUUAUCUAGUUAAAUGCAUUAAUCCAGACUGAGGGAAACAAACGAGUUUAUGAAUUACCACAGAAGGGAUGUAUGUGUAACCAUAGAACUCGUUCUCUUCUGAUGUAGCGUGAAGGUUUUGAUGUAGCACAUCUCUCCAUAUGUUCAACCACAACGUGACUUUCUAGCAUGACGUGUGCGUUAUGCUAGAAAGAGAAUUAUAUGGCCGCUUUGCACUAGAUUAGCUUUUUCUGCUUGUGUCAAACUACUGAUUUGUCCACCCCUGGAAGUGAAACCCAUCCCCAUCCCCUCAUUCUUGCCAUGAGCUUCAUCUAGGUCAAGGUAAUGCCUGUACACUUACUGUAACUAAGUCCAAAGGUAUCAAACCGUGUAGCCAAGCUAACACUAGCUAAUGCAGUGUUCGCAUUUGUAAGAGUAAGAAAUUGUGUUUAUGUUUCUAACAGCACCAUACUGAGCUUAACUAAGUAUUAACACAUACAGGCAUUUUGGAAAAGAAAAAAAUGGUAUAUAUGCACAUAAUCACAGGCUCCUGGUCAGUUUAGUGAUCCUAAUAAGACUGUCUUUGACUAAAUCAUGUUUUAUACUGUGCAUUUCAAUGGUCUUUUGAGAUUAUUACUUGUAACAAUGUAUGAGAUGAUCCCAAUAAAAUCUUGGCCGAAUUCUAUAACAGACUGAGCGAUAACGUUGUCCAUGUCAGAUUUUACAAUGAAGAUCCCCCGGUAUAAUAACAUUAGUGUUAUGCCUAGAGAAAUCAUGUUUUAGAAGUUGUGCAUGGCUCGGUAAAAAGGGACACCAUGGAAUGCACAUUCUUGAAAGUGAACCUGCGGUAAUAAGUCAAUCGUACAGUGUAAACCUGGCUUACAGUUGCAAUCAAAAUGAUUCAACCCCCAUUGCAAAUCAGGUUUAUUGUCAAAGUUUACAGACUUCCAGCUGUUUGCAGUGAAUAAAUCAAACAAAAGCAAUUGACAUAGUUUAACACAAUGACUACUUCAAGUGGUUUCCUCAAAUUCAACUGAAAAUGCAGCUUAUAAUGAUUCUCAAAAUGAUUCAACCCCUUCAUGGCGAGCAUCUUCAUACUUAGUAGAGCUCCCUUUUGCUGUUAUGACCUGCUGCAAACGAGAUGCAGAGCUUCUGGCAGCGUUCCUGAGGAAUCUUAGCCAUAACUCAGAGGAAGCAAAGCAGCCCCAGAGCAUCACCGAGCCACCACCAUGCUUGACUGUAGACAGAGUGUUCUUUCUUCAUUGUUCUUCCUCCAGACAUACCACUGAUCCAUCGUGCUGAAAAGUUCCAGUUUUGUUUCAACACUCCACAGAACAGAAUCCAAACCUUCUGUGGAUUAUUUAUAUGAUUUUGUGCAACUUUUCUUGUGCUUUUGGGUCAGUAGUGGUGAACGUCUUGGAGUUCUGGCAUGGAAAUCUGUGUUUAGUACACGCCUUACUGUGCUCACUGAAACCUCAGUGCCUGUUACACCAGGUCUUGCUGCAGGUCUUUUGCAGUCACUCGAAGGUUUUUCACAACCUGCCUUCUCAGAAAUCUACUUGCAGCCGUCGAUAUCUUCCUUUUUCUGCCCCACCCAGGUAUUUCAUACAUUUUCUACCCCUAGCCAGUUCAGAUAUUUCAUGUGUUCCAGCUCAAGCACACCUGGUGCAACUAAUGAAGCCCUUGAUUAGCUUGAGACAAAACCUGAUUUGCAUAUUUGCGCUGUUUUGAGGGAUUCUAUUCAUUGAAUCAUUUUCAGACUGGAGAAGUCAUUAUAAGUUGUAUUUUCAGUUGAAUUUGUGGAAACCACUUGAAGCAUUCACUGUGUCAAACUAUUUCAAUUGCUUUUGUUUGAUUUGUUCAUCGCAAACAGCUGAAAGUCUGUACAUUUUGACAAUGAACUUGAUUUGCAAUUGGGGUUGAAUAAUUGUGAUUGCAACUGUAUAUGAAGCAAAAACACAACAUCAGAGUAGCCAUAACUAUGGUAUGGUUGGUUUUUUUUUUUUUUUAUCCCACAUGUCUCAUGCAGGUCAUUUAUUACAUGAUCGUUUGACAUUCACUCCAGAGUUCCCCGAGGGUGCUGGUUAAGGAAUGCUGUAACAAUGUACAAUUUCUCUGUAUGUAAAAUGUGCACUGUGACUGGUAGAAAGACUACGUCCUUUGUCUUAUUGCACUGAGUGUUCUCUUAUCUGUAUAGUAAUGUUUGAGGAAACAAAAAUGAAGUAUACUGGUUGUCAUGAGGGUCUUUCCGAGAGAAAUAAAUAUGAAUUUCAA